Morchella importuna is the source of this 561-nucleotide messenger RNA. RefSeq lists its product as uncharacterized. Bases 1 to 561 code for a protein of 186 amino acids. The record is from RefSeq and is a predicted model, not a curated record. Lineage: Eukaryota; Fungi; Ascomycota; Pezizomycetes; Pezizales; Morchellaceae. The transcript has a single exon.
AUGGCUACCCCAAUUGACAGACUCACCAUGACCUCCGCGCUGCUGGCGAAAGAAGACUACGUGCAAGCAGAUGCCUCUUCAAAUAUCGCAACGCUCGAAGCCGCGUUGACAACGCUCUCCACAAAGCGAACCAACAUCAACCUCCGAUGCGUCAAACUGCGGGUGACGCUCACGCGGCUCACAGUGGGCAGGUACCAGGCGCGUGUAUCGCAGCAGCAGGAGCUCGAGGAGCGAUUAGCGAGGGAGAUCGUCGCGGGCGAGAGCGAGAUCAAGGUCCAUCUGAUGCGACUGGAAGCGCUUAAGAAGAACGUGGCCACCGUGGAGGCCUUUCUGAAAAAGGCGCGUGAGAAGGCGGCGCGCGAGAAGGCGACGCGUGAGAAGGCGCCGGCAGGACCAGCACGGCCGGAGGUGAAGAGGAGACCGGAGGCACCGAAGACGGAGGAGCAGAAGGCGGCAGAGCUGCUGAAAGAGGCGAUUCAGCGGAAGAGAGAGAUUGCCGGGAUUGCAGAAGCGAUUGCACGCUAUGAGUUUGAGGACGGCUAUGGGGGACGAUACAUUUAG